AUGCAUGCUACAAGAUUAGCACUUCUAGCUACUGUGCUACAAACACUUUUCCUUUGCCGCUCAACCUUUGCCGCUGUCGCGAAGGCUCCACGAAAAUCCUGUACCAUAUACUCCCCUACCAAUGGAGCCUACUUUGAUCUGAAUACCAUAUCGCUAUCGCCGCCAGAAGUGAAAGACGGGAAGAAGGUUAAUAUUAAGGACAGGGAGGAGAGCUGGCAUGCUAAGGGUUACGAUUAUCCCGCAAACUUCACAAUAAAUAUCUGCGCUCCAGUCAUUGAAGAUUUGAAAGACGUGGUUGGGGUGGAAGAGUCAAGAUGGGGGAAUGUGAGCGCAUACUAUAGAUUGGACGGGAAAACAUAUUCAAUAGGACAACAGCAAUCCAGCCUCGUUUUUCGUGGUCGUAAACUGUCCCUCAACUACACCGAUGGCUCUCCCUGCCCUGCAUCGAGUACAUCGAAUGUCCGGAGUCGCGAGAUCGCAGACUCUGACAAGGGCAGGGUCAAAGAACAUGACAGGGAUAGUGAUAAAGAUAAGGGCGGAGAUUCAACUCAGAAGACUACGGAUUCGUCCCGGCGAAAAUCUACCCUCAUGUCCUUUUUAUGCGACCGGGAUCUGGUUUCUCCAGCGGCUACGGUAUCAUUUGUUGGAGCACUAGAUUCCUGCUCCUAUUUCUUCGAAGUUCGAAGCGCUGCCGCAUGUGACGGUGUCGCGCGCUCUGAGGGCGGGCUUGGGCCUGCUGGUGUCUUUGGUGUGAUAGCAUUGAUCGCCGUAGCAGCAUACUUCUUAGGUGGAUGUGCGUAUCAGCGAACUGUCAUGCACCAGCGCGGAUGGAGACAGUGCCCGAAUUACAGUCUCUGGGCUGGAGCAGCCUCUUUCUUACGGGACCUCUCCAUGAUCAUCUGCUCCUUCCUGUCCCGCUGCUUCCGCAUCAGCAAAUCCACUGCCGGUUACUCGCGAUUUUCCAACGGCAAUUACGAAGCGAACGACAGGCAUGGCGGAAUUAUCGGAGCCAUUGGCGCCUGUGCUGGCACCACCGGCGCGCAGAGACGUAGGGGGCCAGAUGUAGAUGCUGAAAAUCGAUUGAUUGACCAGCUCGAUGAGGAGUGGGAUGUUUGA
Molecule: messenger RNA, 1116 nt
Organism: Paracoccidioides brasiliensis Pb18
Exons: 4
Coding region: 1-1116 (371 amino acids)
Biological process (GO): vacuolar transport
Source: RefSeq, a predicted model, not a curated record